Messenger RNA from Mobula hypostoma (lesser devil ray), 2763 nucleotides. RefSeq names its product gene rich cluster, C10 gene (gene grcc10). Gene Ontology annotation, biological process: post-embryonic development. The coding region runs from base 144 to 536 and encodes 130 amino acids. NCBI's taxonomy places the organism in Eukaryota, Metazoa, Chordata, Chondrichthyes, Myliobatiformes, Myliobatidae. The transcript has 3 exons. The record is from RefSeq and is a predicted model, not a curated record.
GCCGAAUUGCGGUGCUGUUGCUCGGGUCCUCCGAACGCGCGGUGGUGCCGUGCUUAGGCCCUGACGGGCGGAUCUCGGGUCGGGAGCUGGAGUCUAUUGUUGGGCAGCCGGGGCGGUGACCCUUUCUUCAUGACAGGGCGUACAUGGCGUCGGCGCCACAACCACAACAGCAGCAACAACAGCCGCAGCAGCCGGGCUUGACAGUGGACCAGGCAAAAGUGAUUCUGGCUGAAGUGAUCAAGGCCUUCAGCUUGCCGGAGAAUGCGAUGAGGAUGGAAGAAGCCCGAGACAAUGCCUGCAAUGACAUGGGCAAGAUGCUGCAGUUCGUGUUGCCCGUGGCAACCCAGAUCCAACAAGAGGUCAUUAAAUCGUAUGGAUUCAGCAAUGAUGGGGAAGGUGUAUUGAAGUUCGCUCGCAUCGUCAAGGCCUACGAAGGGCAGGACCCCGAGGUCGCAGCCAUGUCCGGGAAGCUCAAGUCUAUGUUCCUGCCUCCAAUGACUGCCCCCCCACACAGCUCCAGCAUCCCCUCCUCGUAGUCUGCUGAACCAGGGGUGCUGGGAGCCUCGCAGGGCCAGGGACACCAGUCUAGGCCUCGUAGGCCUGCCCCCAGUGCCACAGGACUGCAGACAAUUGUCACUGAUCCCUCCACAGAAUCGUCUCCUCAAGUUGCUCGUGACUCUGCUUACAGUGUUUUUUCCCCUUCUGUCAGGAGCCUCAACGUGCUUUAAUCUCCAGGCUGGAGUGGAUGGUAGACAUCCCUAGAGGAGUACUGUAAGACAACAAUGAAAGACUGUCCUGUCCCGUGUGUGGAACACACAAUACCUAAGAACCACUCUAGGGUAGGCAAAGGGGCUACAAAAGAGUAGGGGAUUGCUCUGCGCUACCUUCUGGGCAGCACACACAAAAUGCUGGAGGAACUCAGCAGGUCAGGCAGCAUCUAUGGAAGGGUUAUAAACAGUCAGUGUUUCAGGCCGAGAGCCUUCAUCAGGACUGAGUGAAGGUGCUGGCUGCUGUCGUUCAUCCUGACUAGUGCAGGGUUUUUGUUGCAGUCAUAUCCUGACAGUGUGGUUCAGUUCUCGUGUGCUUUCUUCUGCUUGUGGGGUGUAGCACUUCUCCAGAUCCCUCAAGCUGUGUCCAGUUCAUUGUACCAAUAUAUAUCAGGUGAGGGGAAUACUCAUUCUACAUUUCCUGGGGCAAAGGUUGCUGGUGAGUUUGUCUGCUGCCAAUGCUCCCUGUAAGGGGGUGGGGGGGUUGUGGUGAGGAUUGUGAUUUUAACCUGAUAACUGGGUGGAUUCCUGUGAGAUUGGGGGCAUAGACUGGUUGCCCAUCCCGUCUAACUUCAGGAGAUAUGUCCAGUUCCCAAAGAGUUGGGGGAAAUGCUUGCAGUUGGGACACCAAACCGUCCUGGCUCUCCCGAAGACUGACCCAGAUGGGAGAAAGUGCCGUGGAGGAGCAAUGCAAGCAUUCGGUAUCCCAUCCAGCCCAGCCCCAUUUCCUGAAUAUGUUCACCAGGUCAGUGUCUCAUCCUUCACUGCUGAGUGAUUCACAUCAGCCAUCUGGUGCUGUGGGGAAACGAAGUGCCCCUUAGUGAAUUUAAAUUGGAUGUUUGAAGUAAUAAUCAUCUGGGGUAGGGAAGGUUCAGUCAAAACAUGACUUGGGAAGGCACCGCCUAUUUCCUCUCCAUUUCUGCAUCCAAUCCCUGGAGCUCCUGACCUAACAACUUCUGGGAGUGCCCUCAGCUCAAGACCACAAAGAAUCAAGAAGGUGGCUUACAUAGAAACAUAGAAAACCUAUAGCAUAAUACAGGCCUUCCGGCCCAUAGAGCUGUGCCGAACAUGUUCCUACCUUAGAAAUUACUAGGUUUACUUAUUACUAAGCUCCAUGUACCUAUCCAAAAGUCUCUUAAAAGACCCUAGAGUAUCCACCUCCACCACCAUUGCCGGCAGCCCAUUCCAUGCACUCACCACUCUCUGAGUAAAAAAACAUACCCCUGACAUCUCCUCUGUACCUACUCCCCAGCACCUUAAACCUGUGUCCUCUUGUGGCAACCAUUUCAGCCCUGGGAAAAAGCCUGUGGCUAUCCGCACGAUCAAUGCCUCUCAUCAUCUUAUACACCUCUACCAGGUCACCUCUCAUCCUUCGUCACUCCUAGAAGAAAAGGCUGAGUUCACUCAACCUUUUCUCAUAAGGCAUGCUCCCCAAUCCAGGUAACAUCCUUGUAAAUCUCCUCUGCACCCUUUCUAUGGCUUCCACAUUCUUCCUGUAGUGAGGCGACCAGAACUGAGCACACUACUCCAAAUAUGGUCUGUCCAGGGUCCUAUAUAGCUGCAACAUUACCUCUCAGCUCCUAAAUUCAAUUCCACGACUGAUGAAGGCUUGUCAUAACCCUUUGAAUGGGCUCUAAAUGCUGGGCUUGCCCAAAGAAAGAAUAUGGAAAAGAAAAAAUGUUCGUCCGACCUGAAAAGCCAAGGGCUUGAGGUGAGAGCAGCACAUAAUACGCACUACCUGAACCAACUUCAGAAAUAACUUUCAAAAGGGAACUGGACUUCGCUGGGAAAUUUUGCAGGAACAAUGGGCACUGUGAUCAAAUGCUCUGGGAACAAAUGCACACCUUGGGUUGACUUCCUGUCCUGAAUCUGUCUGUGCUUUUCAUUCUUGCUCCUGGCACUCUGUGGGUUUUAUCUAUAGCAUGAUCACAAGCCAUUGUCCUGUACCUGAAGAUUUCAUGUUGUGUACACAAUAAAAUGUGAUAAUGUGACAGAG